Saccostrea cuccullata (small rock oyster) is the source of this 922-nucleotide messenger RNA. RefSeq lists its product as uncharacterized. The record is from RefSeq and is a predicted model, not a curated record. The coding region runs from base 184 to 795 and encodes 203 amino acids. The transcript has 3 exons. Lineage: Eukaryota; Metazoa; Mollusca; Bivalvia; Ostreida; Ostreidae.
CUUUCCCAGUUUGUCUCUGCUCUCCAAUGACUAAGUCAAUACCCGCCUUCGCAAAUUAGUGUGUCAUAACACAUAUCAUGACAAGGCCCUCAAGUAAAUCCAAACACAAAAGAAGCCUACACUUAUUAAAAACUGACCUCAUUUCUUGAAUGGUUUUUCAGGCCUGACUGACUGCUUUCACGCAUGCUUGGGCAUGAAUUCAGGUUGAACGAAGUUUCGUCACACACAAUAACACGGCAGUCAUAUGUAUAUAUAAAGACCGGUAAUUGGAGUAAAAUGGCAGAGUUUGACAGUAGUGGACCCCAUAUGAACGGACACAUUAACGGGGCGAUGACCAACGGACACUCGGAUACGGAGACAGACAAACAGAGCGAGAGCUCCACCACAUCAUCAACACGAAACCUCACCAGAGAUCUGCCUCCAGUUCCAAAAAUAGAACACCCUCCUCCACUUCCAAAGGAUCCCCCUCGGACAGACAAACUACCACCCAGAAUACGAACAAGUAGACCACCUAGCAACACAGUUACAAAAUUCAUCCCAGAAAAUGAAAUAACGAUACCCAAAGACGGAAACCUAUCGUCAUUCAACACAGAAGACAUGGUGACCUUCUUCCGACAUCUGGGGGUCGAGGACAGAAUUGUAAAUCAUUUACAGAGAAAGGGACUCACUGGCAAAAAAUUCUCAUCCCUUAAAGACGCUGACCUGGAAACAAUCGGAAUCAAGAACCCCAUUGUGUCGUAUUUCAGGGACAGAAGCAAACCCAGCAGCAAAAAGAACGUACCUUUUAUACUGUAAAGAAAAUUGUGCAAGUCAGUGAAUAUCCUUGUAUUAUAUCGGCACUACAGAAGUGUGAAAAGUGGGUUCCGCAUCCCAACUUUGGUGCUUUGAUUCAUGACGAGAAAAAAAUACAUCUGAAUAUAUA